Molecule: messenger RNA, 1713 nt
Organism: Pangasianodon hypophthalmus (striped catfish)
Lineage: Eukaryota; Metazoa; Chordata; Actinopteri; Siluriformes; Pangasiidae
Gene: paqr4b
Product: progestin and adipoQ receptor family member IVb
Exons: 3
Coding region: 316-1140 (274 amino acids)
Cellular component (GO): membrane
Molecular function (GO): signaling receptor activity
Source: RefSeq, a predicted model, not a curated record
UGUAGAGGUCAGUGUGAGAAGCACUCUAAGCCUUAUCCACAUAAAUACAGGUGGAGGACGGGAUUGAACUUCUCCGGGACGUCCCACUGCAAGUCCUGAAUGAUAGAUCAGUCAUAAGGGAGACUCAAAUCUGGAGCCUUGAGGACAGAUGGGGACUGAGAGUGCACAAGUGGAGUGGUGUUCAUCCAAAGCCAUGGUUAUAUGGAACUGUAGUUUCUGCUGUAGAUUCAAGCAUAUAGAUCAGUAAUAAAUGGUUAAUUCGCUGUAUGACUACUGGUUGGUGUACAUGGUGAGGGUUUUGAGAGUCACCCCAGAAUGACAAUGGUGUUUUUCAGUGUGCCAAAACUUCUGGACUUCAAGAACUCUCCGCCGCACCUUCAAUUCAACAGGUACGUUUUGACCGGAUAUCGCCCUGCGUCCACGUGCACAGGAUGCUUACGAAGUCUCUUUUACCUGCACAACGAAUCUGGAAACAUCUACACACAUGGUGUCCCAUUCGUGUGCUUUCUGCUGCUACUGCCUCUCAGCAUUCCCUGGUCCGAAGUGGACGAGCAGUGGCUUUGCCUCGUGCACUACCUAGCCUGCCUCUCUCCCACUGUCGGCUCCGUCCUCUAUCACAUCUUCAUGAAUCAUGAAGGCGGAGCUCGAGUCUAUGACGCCCUGCUCUACUUCGACAUGUUCGGCGUCUGUCUCGUCAACACUCUGGGUGCUUUGCCAAUCGUGCACAUCACUCUCCUGUGCCAGCCCUUGGCUCGCCGUGCUGCCAUGUUUGGCUACGUGCUUUUCUCAUGCCGUGGUGUCCGUGAUGCUCUAACUGCUCGGAGCGGUGCUCGACGUCUACAAUCAUUCGCCCUCCAAGCCUUGUUCCGGGCUUUCCUCUUCUUCCUGCGCUGGUUCAAGCUCGGCACGGGAAACCCCGAGUCGCUCCAUCUCUAUGUCAUCAUGGAUGUGCUGGCAUUGAUGGGUGGCCUGGUCAAUGUGUGGCGUGUACCUGAGCGCUUCAGCCCUGGCACCUUUGACUACUGGUUCAACAGUCACCAGAUCAUGCAUGUAGCUGUCGUUCUGGCCAUAAUGUUCCUGCACUGGGGCACCAUGGAGGAUUUGGCAUGGCUGAAGGACUACCAGUGCCCUGUGAGUUGAACAAAAUGGAAGUGGGUACCCGCUAGGGCUGGAACAAUAUGACACAUACAGUAUAUGCAACCUAUCAUUGUCUUCAAUAUGUCAUGAAUCACAUGCAGUGGCUCAGAGAGUGAAGUUGCCCUAUAAAAGUGAACCAAAAGAAGUUGAUGGGUGUGUCUGGGAUAUUUAAAAAAACUGCCUAGGCUGUAAACAGAGGUGAGAAGGAAUUCACUCAUGUCUGAAUCUAAAGAUUGCAUAAAAUGCUGCCUUAUGAGAGCCCUUAAUUUGUCUGAUUUUUUGAGUCCUAUACUGUCCUACAUAUCCCAUAAUCCAUUAAAAAAAAAAAAAAGUUGUCCCAAAACCAUAUAUAAAUAUGUAUAAAUCUCCAUUACCAGUAAUUGUUUUGACUCAAGAUUUUAUUUCUUCUGUCUUGGCGUUGCCUAAUAUACUAUAUAACUCACAGAAAAUAGCCAGCUGGCUAACACAAGCUAAUCUGGCAGGAUUCUGAGUGAAUUGUCUUAUAUUUUAUAAUGGUUAUCUUCACUUCUAAGGUUAGCUAGUUGGCUAACCAGAUGGCUAAUCUGACACGCUUUC